CGGUCACAAAGGCAAAACUACGUGCGCGCUCCCGCUGUGUAGCGACAAGAUGGCGGUCGCCGCCCCAUCAGGUGUUAAAGUUCCUCGUAAUUUCCGGCUCCUGGAAGAGCUGGAGGAAGGCCAGAAAGGUGUGGGAGAUGGAACGGUGAGCUGGGGUCUGGAGGAUGAUGAGGACAUGACCUUAACACGAUGGAGAGGGGUGAUCCUCGGCCCUCCAAGGACAAGCUAUGAAAACAGGAUGUACAAUCUGAAGGUUGAAUGUGGGCCAGAAUACCCAGAGUUACCACCGUACGUCAGAUUUGUGACAAAGAUAAACUUGAACGGCGUGCACACCUCCAGCGGUGUGGUUGACAUGCAUGCGGUGGCUGCGCUGGCCAAGUGGCAGAACUCCUACAGUAUCCAGAUGGUGCUGCUUGAGCUGCGACGGCUCAUGACGUGCAAGGAAAACAUGAAGCUUCCUCAGCCUCCUGAGGGCCAGAUCUACACCAACUGAGCCCCUGCUACUUUUGCUUCCAUCUCCCCCCUCAACCCCUGCCCAACUCUUCUGUUCUGCUUCAUCCCUUUAUCCCCAUUCUGCGCUAUGUGACCCUCCACCUCCUGCCGACACCUUGGCUGAGCACGCACACACACACACACACACACACACACACACACGGAGUGGAAGACUUAGUAUACAAUAACAGAUACAUACAACAUACAUACACAUAUGCACAUACACAUAUCUGUAGACACACACAUGUAUCGAGCGUUCAUGAAAGUCAUUCCAAGCACUGGCCCCCUCCCCCUCCCAUCACUGGAGCUCUGGGUGGACUCGAUGUGACGAGGCAGGUGGAGUCCUCAGUCCACACCAGAUCUGACCAUUCGAAUACUGUACAUGUUACUAAUCUUUUUUUAUUAUUAUUUGUUAAAAAAUGCAGAUUGUACAAUAACAUAAAUAAUCUUAUUGAGUGUACCUCUUUGUGUGCUGCUUUUUUGUAACAUUGAAAACAGCCUCUUAACAUAGCUGCACAUAGUUGACUGAAGUCGUCGCUGUUAGUUGCAAGAUAUCCUCCUUUCACGUGUACAUAUGAAAUCUCGUACCCAACACACUUAACUUGUCAAAUCAUCUGAAGAAUGUCUUGUCAUGAAGCCAGAUCAGUGUGUGUUGACAUGGGCUUGCACCUAAUGUUUCUCAAGCGGUCGUGCAGCAAAUGCACGACUGCAGCUCAGCAAGGUGCCUGGAAGUGGUCACCUUACUCACACAUGGCUUUCUCCUUCAAAGUAAGAAUUGUCCAAAGUGAAUAUUGUGUACAGUAUCUAUACCACUAUAUCUGAUCUUAGUAUGCAUAGUAGCAUAGUAUGCAAAUCUACUGUAGGUCUGUAGAAGUCCCGGUUGAACCAUGCUUGAAAAUAGAAGUGAAAUGAGCUACCUCUUUUGGUCCUGUGUAACGUCAGGGGAGUUGUCUGACUUGUGAAACUGUCUUUGCUACUUCAUGUGACAAUUUGUUUUACUUUCUCCACUUCUUUCAUAAAUCUUAAUUCAUGCUU
Chelmon rostratus (copperband butterflyfish) is the source of this 1527-nucleotide messenger RNA. Its product is annotated as ubiquitin-conjugating enzyme E2 variant 1-like. NCBI's taxonomy places the organism in Eukaryota, Metazoa, Chordata, Actinopteri, Chaetodontiformes, Chaetodontidae. Gene Ontology annotation, cellular component: nucleus. Gene Ontology annotation, biological process: protein K63-linked ubiquitination; DNA damage tolerance. The transcript has 4 exons. The coding region runs from base 50 to 493 and encodes 147 amino acids. The record is from RefSeq and is a predicted model, not a curated record.